ACGCAGCUCUCGUAGGCCCUACUCCAGACCGCAGCCUAUAUAAACGCACGUCCAUAGCGUAUACACAGGACAGCAAAACCCCUCGCCGCCGCCGGAGAAGAAGAAGAAGAAGAAGAAGAAGAAGAAGAUCGAAGAACAAGGCAAUGGGGCGCGUGAUCAGGGCGCAGCGCAAGGGCGCGGCGGGUUCCGUGUUCAAGUCCCACACGCACCACCGCAAGGGUCCCGCCCGGUUCCGGGCGCUGGACUACGGCGAGCGGCACGGGUACCUCAAGGGCGUGGUGACGGAGAUCGUGCACGACCCCGGCCGCGGCGCGCCGCUGGCCCGCGUCGACUUCCGCGAACCGGUGCGCUACAAGCACCGCAAGGAGCUCUUCGUGGCCGCCGAGGGCAUGUACACGGGGCAGAGCCUCUACUGCGGCCGCCGCGCCGCGCUCUCCGUCGGCAACGUGCUCCCGCUCGCGGCGCUCCCCGAGGGCUCCGUCGUCUGCAACGUCGAGGAGCGCGUCGGCGACCGCGGCGCCCUCGCCCGCGCCUCCGGCGACUACGCCAUCGUCGUCAGCCACAACUCCGACGCCGGCACCACCAGGAUCAAGCUGCCGUCGGGGGCGAAGAAGGUGGUGCAGAGCGGGUGCAGGGCGAUGGUGGGGCAGGUGGCGGGCGGCGGGAGGACGGAGAAGCCGCUGCUGAAAGCCGGCAACGCGUACCACAAGUACAGGGUGAAGAGGAACUGCUGGCCCAGGGUGCGCGGCGUCGCCAUGAACCCCGUCGACCACCCGCACGGAGGCGGCAACCACCAGCACAUUGGCCACGCCUCCACCGUCCGCCGCGACGCGCCUCCGGGGGCCAAGACCGGCCAGGUCGCCGCACGGAGGACCGGCAGGCGCAGGGGGCAAGACGCCGUCAACGCUGCCAAGGCGUCGCUCAAUUAG
This is a messenger RNA of Brachypodium distachyon (stiff brome), 929 nucleotides long. RefSeq names its product 60S ribosomal protein L8. Gene Ontology annotation, molecular function: RNA binding; structural constituent of ribosome. Bases 144 to 929 code for a protein of 261 amino acids. Lineage: Eukaryota; Viridiplantae; Streptophyta; Magnoliopsida; Poales; Poaceae. Gene Ontology annotation, biological process: cytoplasmic translation. The record is from RefSeq and is a predicted model, not a curated record. Gene Ontology annotation, cellular component: cytosolic large ribosomal subunit; ribosome. The transcript has 2 exons.